AUCCUACUAUGUCUUCUCUUCCUCCCCUGCCUGAGGAUGGAGAAGUCGAAGAACAAGCUAUCGUUGCCGAAGACAAUCAAGGUUCUUCUCUUUAUGAAAGUGAAGUCGCAGGUUCUCACAAAUCUGCGGCUUCCCAUGAAAAGGAAGUUGAAUCUGAAGCCAGCGAGUCGACGCAAUCCCUUCCUCCUGCUGUUUCCCCAAAGAACAAAAGGAAAAGGGAUGACGCCGAAGCUUCCGGCACCUCCAAACCCGAAGAAACUGUUCCUUCUCAUCCGGAGUCGGCUUAUGAUCCAUACCUCGGAACUCUUAUCAGUUCUGAUGAUGAAGAAGUGUUACCAACUGUUGAUGUGGCUACUCGAACGAGUACGUCACAUACAUUAGUCGCCUCGGAAACGCCAGUCGAAGGGGAAGAAACGUCGCCUCCUCGACAAAAUGUCGGCACCGCGACUCCUCCGACAAGCCCCCGAGCCUCUUCACCGAAAAGGGCAAGGACGGAGAUUAUCGCGGAACCUACUCUCCAAUUGAGUAGCUCCUCGAACCUUCUCAUGGAGGAUCCUAUGAUCAAGGAUCUUCUUCGCAUCGGUGCCCAAUUUGUUGGGUACCGUGAAUAUGCUAAUAAAACUGAAGAAAAACUGGCGGAAGCCAAUGAGCGUGCCAACACACUUGCUCAACAGUUAGAGCAUAGUGAAAAGGCUCGCAAAAAGGCCGAAUUGGAUGCCACUGAAGCUAGAGCAGAAGCUGCCAAGGCCAAGGCUGACGCUGCUGGUGUCGAAGAUCUUAGAAAAAGGCUUCACACCGCUGAAACUUCACUGAGCGAUCACAUAGCUGCCCAAUCUGCUCGUGAAGAGGCGAUCCUUAAGCGCUUAAGGACACAAAGUCGCCGCUUCGUCGCUAGAACAGCUCAAGAGUUUCAACUUGAAGAACCUGCCAAUGAUCCUCUUCCUGACGCCCUGUCAUUCCUCGAGGUUCAUGGAUCAGAGUUGAUUUUUGACAAUUAUUCGUCAAUUCCUGGUCCUCCCGAAGUUUUUCCUUCGUCCCUUUCGAAGAAAUCUUCUGUCCCUGUUAUCCUUGAUGAUUCUUCGAGUAUGGAUCUGACAGAAGAAUUGAAAGAACUUCGAGUACAACUCCAGUCUGUGAAGAAGCAAUCGCUUAUACUUAUGGAGCAGUCUCUAGAACCUUCUGAAAAGGAGAAAAUUGCGCUCCAACAAGCUCAGGAUGCCGUAUCUGAGAAGGACGCUGCUGUUGCUGAGGCUGCUGCAGCUACAUCUCGAGAAAAUUCUAUGCUCCAGCUGCUAACAGAUGCUAGCUUGGAUAUGGCGGAGAAAAGGGCGACGGGAGAGCUCGAGCGUUUGCAGAAAUCAUUGCAGUACCCGCGGUACGUCGACGAUGAGGACGACGGCGACAGGGCUCUGGGCGGUGCUUGA
Lolium perenne is the source of this 1424-nucleotide messenger RNA. The record is from RefSeq and is a predicted model, not a curated record. Lineage: Eukaryota; Viridiplantae; Streptophyta; Magnoliopsida; Poales; Poaceae.